CACAACCGCCAUUUUCAAAAUGGCGACAGUAAACGAGCUCAAAAGUGUGUUAAAAGAAACAUUGGAAAAUAGAGGUGUACUUGGUCAAAUUCGAGCUCGAGUUCGUGCUGAGGUGUUUAGCGCCCUUGACGAUCAAACUGAACCAAGACCUGCCCUAUCUAAUGAGAACCUGUUGAUCAAUGAACUUAUAAGGGAAUACUUGACUUUCAACAAAUACAAAUACACAGAGUCAGUGCUCCAAGCAGAAUCAGGUCAACCCAAGGAGCCCAUGGACAGAAGAUUUCUAGUACAAGAACUAAACAUUAAGGAGGAGGAGUCACCAACCAUGCCACUCUUGUAUGGGAUUUUAGCUCAUUUUCUUCAAGGAAGCCAUAAUGAAGGGAGACAAUUUACAGGUGCAAGACAAGAGCCCAUGUUGAGAUCUCAUACAAGAGAUCAGCGAUCAAGAAGAAAUGCAGAAGGCUCAGGUCUUUUGGGAGGUAGAGAUGAUAGAGGUAGAAUGGACGCAAGCUUCGUUCAUGAUCCUGAGCCUGUUGUCGUUAGAGGAGGGAGAUGACACCUUUCAUUUACAACUGUAGUGAUAGAAUAUUACCAUCUUGUCCAUGAUUUCUCAAUGAAAAUUUAUGUACAAAGAUUUAAGAUUGUCAAUUUCUUAAUUAGCUAAAAAAAAACAGUAAUUCUCCUGCUUCAUAAUUGUAUUUGGCAGGAAAAGAAUUUGGAGACACCAGUGGCCUAAAAUGUAUGGCCAGUUAAUGAGAAAUUGAGAUGGUCCACCUCAAUUAAACAGUUCUUACCAUGUUGA
Messenger RNA from Pocillopora damicornis (cauliflower coral), 802 nucleotides. RefSeq names its product centrosomal protein 20. Gene Ontology annotation, biological process: microtubule anchoring; cilium assembly. Gene Ontology annotation, molecular function: protein binding. The record is from RefSeq and is a predicted model, not a curated record. Gene Ontology annotation, cellular component: centrosome; motile cilium; ciliary basal body. NCBI's taxonomy places the organism in Eukaryota, Metazoa, Cnidaria, Anthozoa, Scleractinia, Pocilloporidae.